Messenger RNA from Oryctolagus cuniculus (rabbit), 1048 nucleotides. RefSeq names its product chemokine (C-C motif) ligand 4 (gene CCL4). Gene Ontology annotation, biological process: positive regulation of GTPase activity; antimicrobial humoral immune response mediated by antimicrobial peptide; eosinophil chemotaxis. The record is from RefSeq and is a predicted model, not a curated record. NCBI's taxonomy places the organism in Eukaryota, Metazoa, Chordata, Mammalia, Lagomorpha, Leporidae. Gene Ontology annotation, molecular function: chemokine activity; CCR chemokine receptor binding. Gene Ontology annotation, cellular component: extracellular region.
UGGCCGGAGAGGGGGACGCCCACCCCAGCAGAUGAACUCACGUGGUAUGGAGAAGACCUGGGUGCUGAGAGCCAUGGCGCACAGGAGGACGGCGAGGGCAACCCCGGAGACCUUCAUGGUGCCGAGCAGGUGACGAGUCUGGCCACUGCCUUUGGUGUACCACUUCCCCCAUGAGGUACAGCCCACUUCUCCCCUCCGCCUCCCUCCUCUUCCUCCGUGAUGACACCUCGCUGGUGGCAAGAAGCUGCAAGGAGCUCCUCACUCUCGGCUAGUUCCAGUUUCCUCAUUGGCACCAUGACAUCACGUCUGCCGUGGAAAUUCCACUCAUCCUCCCAUGCCACCAUCGCAGUUCUUGGCCUCAGAGUUCCUAUAAAGAGGGACUCCCGCCUCGGUAGCAGCACAGAACGCGGCCAGGUUCUGAAGCUCCUGGGCUCUGCAGCCUCUGCCCUGAGAAAGGCCCUCCUCCAGCCAGACCAUGAAGCUCGGCGUGACCGUCCUCUCUGUCGCCCUGCUGGUGGCCGCCCUCUGCCCUCCCGCACUCUCUGCACCAAUGGGCUCGGACCCCCCCACCGCCUGCUGCUUCUCGUACACCCUGCGGCAGCUUCCUCGUCACUUCGUGAUAGAUUACUUCGAGACCAGCAGCCUCUGCUCCCAGCCAGCUGUGGUAUUCCAGACCAAAAAGGGCAGGCAAGUCUGUGCCAACCCUAGCGAGUCCUGGGUCCAGGAGUACGUGGAUGACUUGGAACUGAACUGAGCCGCUCCAGGCUGGAAGUCUUCAGGGCAGCGCACCUGAGCCAGGACGCUUCUCAGUGAGACGCACCUGCUCCCUGUUCAUGGCUCCUCUCGGGAGUCCCCGGCCCGCCUCUUAAUUUAAUCUAUAUUAUGUGCUGUACUAUGGUAUUUGGUGGUCUUCCACUAGCUACGUCUGUUUUGUCAAAGGACAUGUGUCCCCUAUGGGGAUGGUCCACCACUGUUUCUCUGCUGUUGCGGAUCCAUGGAAAAGUUGAUUCUAUGUAUUCUCAUAAUAAAACUUGAAAACAUGGACACA